UCUAUCUCCAUAUAACUGUGCAUGAUUUUUUUCUGAUCACAAAUUAGUCGUGCAGAGAUGUCUCGUCUACAUGAUAUUAGCAAAACAAAAUUUAAUGACAUCUUCAUCACUCUACUACUGCUACUACUAUUUCUGUUGAUUAAUGGUCCAAGUAGUACUGAAGCUGAUGAACCUAUCUAUUCACCAUUUUGCACUGGUACAAAGGUCACCCCCAACGGUACUUCUUUUGAAACCAACCGGAAGUUGCUCCUCAGUUCUCUACCUUCUAACACUUCCGUUUCUGGCGGUUUCUACAUCGCAUCCAUUGGCAUACCUGAUGUCCACGGACUCGCACUUUGUCGAGGUGAUCUUACUCAGGAAGAGUGUCUGAAUUGUGUUAACAACGGAAGUAAACGAAUUAUUGAUGAAUGCCCAAGUAGUUCAUCUGCAACAAUAUUUUAUGAAGUUUGUCAUGUAAGGUAUUCAGAUGUGAAUUUCUUCUCCGAGAUGGUAUAUGCUGCGAAAUAUCCAACACGGGGGAAUCUUAACAAUAAAAGCAGUAAUAACUCAUAUAAUUGGAAUAGUACUGAGCAAACUAUAGUAGGUUCUAAAAUUUAUUCUCUUGUUCUUGAUAAAUUAAUAUCGGAAAUAGUAUCCGAGGCGCCUGAUUCUGGCAAGAUGUUCUCUGCUAAGGAAGCUAAUGUAGAAAGUACUAGCAGUAAGUUGUAUGGUCUUGGACAGUGCACUAGAGAUCUAUCUAAAGAUAAGUGUCAUCAAUGUCUAACACAAGCACAGGGAGAUAUUGCGACUGAUGACGGUAAUGAAGGAGGAUUCGUUGUUGAUAACAGCUGUAAUUUGAGAUAUGAACUGUAUCCAUUUUACCGUGUUCAACACCUGCCAGGAAAGAAAAGAAGAGCAAUAACAAUCACCGUUAGCAUAUCGGUACUUAUAUUUGUUGUAUUGGGCUCUUGGGCAUACUGCCGAUACGGCAAAUCAAAGAGAGAUCAUGGAGCAAGCCAAAUAAUUAUGUUACACAACAACUUUGGUGGCCCAAACCCCAUAGAACUCCCGCCAUUGAGGAAUGCACAAAAUGAUGAAGAAAUUUCGCCGGAUGACAAUAAAGAAUUACCUUUAAUGGACUUCAUAACUAUUAAAGUAGCUACAGAUGAUUUUGCUGAUUCGAAUAAGCUCGGGCAAGGUGGUUUCGGGGCCGUCUAUAAGGGUACCUUACCGGAUGGAAGAGAAAUAGCUGUUAAAAGACUUUCAAGGAAAUCUUGGCAAGGUCUGGAGGAGUUUAAGAAUGAGGUUAUCUUGAUUGCUAGACUUCAACAUAGAAACCUUGUCAAGCUCUUGGGUUAUGGUAUUUAUGGAGAGGAAAAGCUCCUCAUCUAUGAGUUCAUGCCAAACAAGAGUCUGGAUCUCUUCAUAUUCGAUGAAACCAAUCGUUCACAACUCGACUGGGAAACUCGCUUAAACAUCAUUCAUGGGAUAGCCCGGGGCAUACUUUACCUUCAUGAAGACUCGCGACUUAAGAUCAUUCAUAGAGAUCUUAAACCGAAUAAUGUUUUGUUAGAUCAUGAGAUGAAUGCAAAAAUUUCGGAUUUCGGCAUGGCUAGAAUUUUUGGUGAAAAACAAAGCGAAGCUAGCACAAGAAGAGUAGUAGGAACUUGUGGCUAUAUGCCUCCUGAAUAUGCAAUGGAGGGGAUCUUCUCCGUCAAGUCUGAUGUUUUUAGCUUUGGAGUUGUCUUGCUUGAGAUCUUAAGCGGGAAAAGGAGUAACGGAUUCUACCUUACAGAACACGCACAAACUUUGCUCAAUUAUGCAUGGAAUCUGUGGAAUGAAGGCAAAGGUUUGGACUUCAUAGAUCAAUUUUUGAUAGAAUUUGCAUCAGCUCCAGCAGAAGAGCUAUUAAGGUGUCUGCACAUUGGAUUGUUAUGUGUACAAGAAGAUGCAGCAGAUAGGCCAACAAUGUCAUAUGUUCUUGUUAUGCUAGGAAGUGAUAAAUCAAUAGACCUUCCACAACCUACACACCCUGCAUUCUCGGUUGGGAGAUUUGCAAGUGGCUUAAUGGGCCAAUCUUCAAGUUCUAAUAAUUUGUAUUCUGUAAAUGAUCUUACUGUUUCGAAUUUCACAGCUCGAUGACGACGAUGCACAUCUUAUACGGUUUGCACUCCCUCCUGUACCCAUGGAUGCGGGUUCUAAAAGGGUGAAACUCGUAUGAGAUGUUUAUAAUCAAACGAUGCUAUUUGAAUUAACCGUUAAUUACCUUCUGUGAGCC
Molecule: messenger RNA, 2257 nt
Organism: Papaver somniferum (opium poppy)
Lineage: Eukaryota; Viridiplantae; Streptophyta; Magnoliopsida; Ranunculales; Papaveraceae
Product: cysteine-rich receptor-like protein kinase 10
Exons: 7
Coding region: 58-2121 (687 amino acids)
Biological process (GO): protein phosphorylation
Molecular function (GO): ATP binding; protein kinase activity
Source: RefSeq, a predicted model, not a curated record